AGCCGACUACGCAGUAUCGAUCGAUUACCGCUCAGAGUGUGGUGGGGGUAGGCAGCUGCAACCGGUAUUCCUUUGUUUGGUUGUUGACCCCAUUUAGUAGGCAACAUGGUUUGGACCGGUGUACAUCGUGGUUUUGCCGUGCGGGCUUAUUACGAAAACAACCGAUCUGUGAUCGCUACACAGCGCGCUUUCCGGCGACAGUUUAACAUUCCGCGCAAUGACAAUGUUCCAAAUGCAAACACGAUUCGAUCUUGGGUUCGGCGAUUGGAGGAAACUGGAAACACAUUAAGAGGAAAUAAACAUGGCCGAUUCAAAAACGUCAGAACGCCAGAAAAUGUUGUACAGGUGAGAACAGCUGUUCAAAAUUCGCCGACACGUUCUGCUCGAAGACAUGCUAUCGCAUUGGGGAUGUCGGAUCGCAGUUUGAGGAGGAUUCUGAAAUUUGAUUUGAAGUUUCAUCCCUACAAAAUAAUGUUUGCUCAAGAAUUGCGCCCAGAUGACUAUGUCAGCCGUCGCAAUCUGUGUGAGCAAAUGCUUGCAGCCAUCCAUCCAAAUGCAGCUUUCUUCAGUAGCGACGAGGCUCAUUUCCACCUCAACGGGUAUGUAAAUAAACAAAAUUUUCGCUACUGGUCUGAAAAUAACCCUCAAAUUGUUCAUGAAAGACCGCUUCAUUCUUCCAAAGUGACGGUGUGGUGUGCCGUAUCUCAGUUUGGCGUGAUAGGCCCCUACUUUUUUGAGGAGGAAGGCGUUACCGUGACUGUUAAUUCCGCACGUUAUGUUGCAAUGUUGCAAAAUUUCCUGCAACCCAGGAUGAAUGAAAUUGUUGAAGAACAUGAAUUGGGGGACUUGUGGUUCCAACAGGAUGGGGCUACAGCUCACACUGCUCGAGCUUCACUUCAUGUUUUGAGAGAAAUCUUUCCUGAACGUCUCGUCUCUUUGAGGGGUGAUGUCGGGUGGCCUGCACGCUCACCAGAUUUGAGCAUCUGUGAUUACUUUCUUUGGGGGUAUCUAAAAGAAAAGGUGUUCAAGAGACGACCCCACACCAUAGCAGAGCUAAGACAAAGGAUUAUUGAAGAAGUGAACGCCAUACCCCGAGACAUUUGUGCAAGAGCUACAGAGAACUUCAGACAUCGCUUACAACAAUGUGUUGAUGCCAACGGCCGCCAUCUUAGCGACAUUAUUUUUAAAACAUAAGUGGAUGUAAAAUGGUAUGUACUACUAAUUCAGAUUAUUUAAAUACAUUGUCUCUAAAUAUAAAGAAUUGUUUUUUAUUGCUCCUCAAAACUGCUUAGUCGGCUUUGCCGCACCCUGUACCUACCAUGUUAUUUAGCAUUAGGGCUUUAAUGAUAAUUCACUCGGUUUAACCACAGGCCAGUGGAAAUUGCCAUAGAAAUAAGUAAUUGUGGUAAUAGGUUAUACAAAAUUGGUUAGUGGAGGUAUAUUCUUGGCCUUUGUUUUAGAUUCUGAUCAUGUCUAAAGAAUUAACAGACAAAUGCCUUUUGAGCAUUUCAACCCGACAA
Molecule: messenger RNA, 1520 nt
Organism: Photinus pyralis (common eastern firefly)
Lineage: Eukaryota; Metazoa; Arthropoda; Insecta; Coleoptera; Lampyridae
Exons: 1
Coding region: 106-1194 (362 amino acids)
Molecular function (GO): nucleic acid binding
Source: RefSeq, a predicted model, not a curated record